This is a messenger RNA of Leptosomus discolor (cuckoo roller), 457 nucleotides long. The record is from RefSeq and is a predicted model, not a curated record. Lineage: Eukaryota; Metazoa; Chordata; Aves; Leptosomiformes; Leptosomidae.
AUGGAUGAGGAGAAGGCUGAGAUCGGCAGAUUGGUUAUUGGACAGAAUGGUAUCUUAUCUACACCUGCUGUUUCAUGUAUCAUCCGAAAGAUCAAAGCAGCUGGUGGAAUUAUUCUAACAGCCAGCCACAGUCCUGGGGGACCUGGAGGAGAGUUUGGAGUCAAGUUUGAGGUUGCCAAUGGAGGACCUGCUCCAGAUAUAGUUUCAGAUAAAAUCUAUCAAAUCAGCAAAACCUUGGAGGAAUAUGCCAUUUGUCCUGACCUCCGAGUUGAUUUAUCACGCCUAGGAAGACAAGAAUUUGAUCUGGAGAACAAAUUCAAACCUUUCCGAGUGGAAAUUGUGGAUUCUGUGGAUAUCUACCUCAAUCUCCUUCGAAGUAUCUUUGACUUCAAUGCAAUCAGAAAUUUGCUGACCGGACCCAACCAGAUUAAAAUAAGGAUUGAUGCCAUGAAUGGAG